Messenger RNA from Cariama cristata (Red-legged seriema), 1884 nucleotides. Its product is annotated as voltage-dependent calcium channel subunit alpha-2/delta-3. Gene Ontology annotation, molecular function: voltage-gated calcium channel activity. Lineage: Eukaryota; Metazoa; Chordata; Aves; Cariamiformes; Cariamidae. Gene Ontology annotation, cellular component: voltage-gated calcium channel complex. The annotation marks the transcript as partial. The record is from RefSeq and is a predicted model, not a curated record. The transcript is spliced from 20 exons.
CUCCGAAAUGCAAUGGUGAAUCGGAAAACAGGGAAAUUCUCCAUGGAAGUGAAGAAGACAGUGGACAAAGGGAAGCGGGUAUUGGUGAUGACAAAUGACUACUAUUAUACAGACAUCAAGGGUACUCCGUUCAGUUUAGGUGUGGCUCUCUCUAGAGGACAUGGAAAAUAUUUCUUCAGAGGGAAUGUAACUGUAGAAGAAGGUUUACAUGAUUUAGAACACCCUGAUGUAUCUUUAGCAGAUGAAUGGUCCUAUUGCAACACUGACUUACAUCCUGAACACCGUCAAAUGACUCAGUUAGAAGCAAUUAAACGCUACCUCACAGGAAAAGAGCCAUUGCUCCAAUGUGAUAAAGAAUUGAUCCAAGAAGUUCUGUUUGAUGCAGUCGUGAGUGCACCAAUUGAAGCUUAUUGGACCAGCCUAGCAUUAAAUAAAUCUGAAAACUCUGACAAGGGAGUGGAAGUUGCCUUCCUUGGAACACGGACUGGACUAUCUCGUAUCAACCUAUUUGUGGGUCCGGAACAGCUUACUAAUCAAGAUUUCCUGACAGCUGAAGAUAAGGAGAACAUUUUUAAUGCUGACCAUUUUCCACUCUGGUACAGAAGAGCUGCUGAGCAAAUACCUGGGAGCUUUGUCUAUUCAAUCCCAUUUAGUACAGAAACAGCAAACAAAAGCAAUGUAGUGACAGCCAGUACUGCUAUUCAACUUUUGGAUGACAGAAAAUCUCCAGUUGUUGCAGCUGUAGGUAUCCAGAUGAAACUUGAAUUUUUCCAGCGGAAGUUUUGGACCGCAAGCAGACAGUGUGCGUCUCUUGAUGGCAGAUGUGCUAUAAGUUGUGAUGAUGAAGCAAUCAAUUGUUACCUAAUAGAUAAUAAUGGUUUUAUUUUAGUGUCUGAAGACUAUAGGCAGACCGGUUACUUUUUUGGGGAGGUUGAAGGUGCUGUGAUGAACAAGUUACUAACAAUGGGCUCCUUUAAGAGAAUUACACUUUAUGACUACCAGGCCAUGUGUAGAACAAACAAAGAGAGUAGCGACAGUGCCCAUAGCUUACUGGACCCUUAUAAUGCCUUCUUUGCUGCAGUAAAAUGGAUUAUGACUGAGCUUGUCUUGUUCCUUGUGGAAUUUAAUCUAUGCAGUUGGUGGCACUCUGAUCUAACAGCAAAAGCGCAGAGGUUGAAACAAACCCUAGAGCCCUGUGAUACUGAAUAUCCAGCUUUUGUUUCCGAACGCACUAUAAAGGAGACCAUGGGGAAUAUUGCUUGCGAUGACUGUUUCAAGUCUUUUGUUAUACAGCAAAUCCCAAGCAGCAAUCUCUUCAUGGUGGUAGUAGAUAAUGAGUGCUUCUGUGAUUCUGUCCCACCAAUUACCAUGGCACCUAUAGAAAUAAGGUAUAAUGAAUCCCUUAAAUGUGAACGUUUAAAAUCUCAGAAGAUAAGAAGACGUCCAGAAUCUUGUCACGGGUUUCACCCUGAAGAAAAUGCAAGAGAAUGUGGUGGUGUCUCAGGCCUUGGUGCUAAACCUCCUCUUGUUCUUCUUCCUCUGCUAUUGACGAUUUUCUCAAGGUGACAUUGACUGAUGUGUUCGAUUGGCAUGCUAAUACAUGGAUAAACUGUGAACUGGGAAAUGGUGCAACAUAGAGGACAUGAAAUAUAGUCAGAACAUCAGCAUUUCAUGAUUUUAAACUGUUGGUGAUAUAAAUUCUUAAAGAUAUGUUGAAAAAAGAUUUAUCUUUUUACUUUGCAAGUCAUGCAGAUGUGAAUUUGGCAUAUGGUAGUCAUGAUUCAUCAAAAAAGGACUUGGUAGAUAGAGGUGACCAUUGCUUUGUCCCAUUGAAAACAAUUUAAAACUGUGUACUUUUUUCAAUAAAGUAUAUUAAAAUCACAA